Molecule: messenger RNA, 702 nt
Organism: Torulaspora delbrueckii
Lineage: Eukaryota; Fungi; Ascomycota; Saccharomycetes; Saccharomycetales; Saccharomycetaceae
Gene: PEX11
Product: Pex11p
Exons: 1
Coding region: 1-702 (233 amino acids)
Biological process (GO): regulation of peroxisome size; peroxisome fission
Cellular component (GO): peroxisomal membrane
Source: RefSeq, a predicted model, not a curated record
AUGGUGUGUGAUACGGUUGUUUAUCACCCGUCGGUGUCGAGACUGAUCAGGUUUUUGGAUUCUACUGCUGGUCGGGAGAAAGUCUUACGUUUGUUGCAGUACCUUUCACGGUUUCUAGCGUUUCAGCAGUCUUCUGUGCUGGCCAAGUAUUUACAGGGUCAAUUUACAGUAGUGAGAAAGAUCUUGCGGUUCUUAAAACCGCUAAAUCAUUUACAAGCUGCUUCGAAAUUUUACGAUAAUAAAUUGUCCGGGGAUGCUCUCGUCAGGUUGUGCAAUGUCAUCAAGAAUUUAGCUUAUGCAGGUUAUUUGACCUUCGAUCAGGUCAAUUUGUUGCGUAUGUUACGUGUGGUGCCAGUGACUGAUUUCACAGGGAAGAAAGCUCCAUUAUGGAGCAAUUGGUGUUGGUUUUUCGGUCUUUUGAGUGGUUUAGUGAUGGACUUGCGUAAGAUCCAGCUUUCCCAGACGAAAAUUGUUGCGCUGGUCUCUGAGGAGGGCAAGGGUGAGAAGUUUGAACAAGAUAAAUUACUUGCCAAGUCCUAUGAAGAAAGAUCGACAGCUACUAGAAGAUUGUUAUGGGAUUCAAUUGAUUCUUUCAUUGUUUUGAACAAUUUGAACUUCCUACACAACCAGGAGGGCUACAUUGCACUGGCAGGUGUAGCUACGUCGUUACUGGGAUUACAGGACCUGUGGAAAGCAGCUUAG